Molecule: messenger RNA, 1201 nt
Organism: Theobroma cacao (cacao)
Lineage: Eukaryota; Viridiplantae; Streptophyta; Magnoliopsida; Malvales; Malvaceae
Product: putative 2-carboxy-D-arabinitol-1-phosphatase
Molecular function (GO): phosphatase activity
Source: RefSeq, a predicted model, not a curated record
AGGACCACCCACCCGAAACCUCAGUGUAUCGAAGGAAAAUAAAUCCCCACCGUUCAAACUAGAUUACUGUCCCUAACUCCUGAUGGUCAAAGAUUUGAUGAUACAAAAUCUUUUAUGCACAUGCACCACGCUAUUAGCUCCUCCUAGAAGUUUAGAAACCACCAACCAGCAAGUGUACGCAGUGCCAAAUGUGUAGCGAAGAAGCAUAGAAUCAUAAUCUUUGCUCCCCAUCUUUCAAGAAGAUGGUUUGUGAAGCUCUGUCCUUAACCAUUCCUUUGUUCUCAAAUUUAACCUCCAAAGAUACCAAAAGAGCUACAAAGCACCACAAUCUUCAUCGUUCAACGCUUAGAAUUCGAUGCUCAAGUUCUAGUGCAGAGUGGCCCAUAACUGCUGAUAAACAUGAAGAUGAUCAUUCCCUGACUGGUACUGCUUAUGAUUUUGAAAGAGCCACCGUAUCACUUACUCGUAAGUCCCUAUCGACCUCAAAGAGGGUAACUCUUGUAAGGCAUGGCCUCAGCUCUUGGAAUGAAGAGGGUAGAGUUCAGGGAAGCUCAAACUUAUCUGUUCUGACAGAAACUGGAGUGAAGCAAGCUGAGAGGUGUAGGCAAGCCCUUUCAAAUAAGCACUUCGAUCAAUGUUUUUCAAGCCCAAUAUCCCGCGCUAAGACCACGGCUGAAGUGUUAUGGCAAGGGAGGGAAGCGCCUCUGGUUUUCCUUGAUUCGCUAAAGGAGGCCCAUCUGUUUUUCCUUGAAGGCAUGAAAAAUGUGGAUGCUAGGGUAAUAUAUCCAAAGGAGUAUGUAACAUGGAGAGAGGAUCCUGCGAAUUUCUACGUGAAUGGUGUCUACCCUGUUCGGAAACUAUGGGCAACAGCUAGAGAAGCCUGGAGGGAAAUCUUGUUGACACCUGGAGAAAACUUUCUAGUUGUCACCCACAAAUCAAUGUUAAGGGCACUGAUCUGCACAGCUUUAGGGCUAGCCCCUGAGAGGUUUCGGGCAAUUGAUGUGAAUAAUGGUGGAAUAUCCACAUUUAGUUUCAACAAAAGAGGAGAAGCGAUGCUGCAGUCUUUGAAUAUGACUGCCCACAUGUAUAGUGAUCAUGUGUAUCUUUGAAACUGCUUGAAGAAUUAGCUGUUCAUAGUGAGAAAAAGAGACAUACUAUUUUUGCUUUGUAAUUAAUAAGAAUAUAUACUUAUUCUUACACA